UGUGAUGAAGGAUGAACAAGGCCGGCCGUUCAUCGUUGUUCGGGAUCAAGGCAAGAAGAAGAGACAGCAUGGUACUGAGGCCGUCAAGUCACACAUUGUCGCCGCGAAGACGGUUGCCAACAUCGUCAAGACAUCUCUGGGUCCCCGCGGUCUUGACAAGAUCCUCAUUUCCCCCGAUGGCGAUAUCACCGUGACGAACGAUGGCGCUACUAUUCUCGGCCAGAUGGAAAUCACAAACAACGUUGCCAAGCUUUUGGUUGAGUUGUCGAAGUCUCAAGACGAGGAAAUCGGUGACGGAACUACUGGUGUUGUGGUUUUGGCAGCAGCCAUGCUGGAGCAAGCGUCGGAACUCAUCGACAAGGGUAUCCACCCUAUCCGGAUCGCAGACGGCUACGAUCAGGCUUGUGAGAUCGCGAUUGCACAACUUGACAAGAUCAGCGAUGACAUUCCGUUCUCAAAGGAGGACACCUCCAACCUUCUGAAGGUUGCCAAGACGAGUUUGGGUUCCAAGAUCGUUUCCAAGUCCCACGAUCAAUUCGCCAAGAUUGCCAUCGAUGCUGUCCUCUCCGUGGCCGACCUCGAGCGCAAGGAUGUCGAUUUCGAGCUGAUCAAGGUUGACGGAAAGGUUGGAGGUGCUCUCGAGGACUCUCUCCUCGUUAAGGGUGUUAUUGUCGACAAGGACUUCUCUCACCCUCAGAUGCCGGAUGAGGUCCGGGAUGCUAAGCUGGCUAUCUUGACCUGUCCGUUUGAGCCCCCGAAGCCCAAAACCAAGCACAAGCUCGACAUCACAUCCGUGGAGGAGUUCAAGAAGUUGCAGGACUACGAGAGGGAGAAGUUCACAGAGAUGAUCCAGAACUUGAAGGAUUCCGGAGCCAACCUGGUCAUCUGCCAGUGGGGUUUUGAUGACGAAGCCAACCACCUUCUGCUCCAGAACAAACUCCCUGCUGUCCGCUGGGUCGGUGGACCCGAGAUUGAGUUGAUCGCUAUCGCCACGAACGGUCGCAUUGUUCCUCGCUUUGAGGAUCUGAGCCCCGAGAAGCUUGGUACUGCCGGUCGCGUUCGCGAAAUGACCUUCGGUACUACCCGGGAGAAGAUGUUGGUGAUCGAGGAGUGCGCCAACAGCCGUGCCGUCACGGUCUUCGUACGAGGAAGCAACAAGAUGAUCAUUGACGAGGCCAAGCGUUCGCUACACGAUGCUCUUUGCGUUGUGCGCAACCUUGUGCGCGACAACCGUGUCGUCUAUGGUGGUGGUGCUGCCGAAAUUGCCUGCUCCAUCGCUGUUGAGGAUGCUGCUGUGAAGAGCCCUGGUAUUGAGCAGUACGCCAUGCGCGCGUUCGCCGAUGCCUUGGACGCUAUCCCCUUGGCGCUGGCCGAGAACUCCGGUCUGAGCCCCAUCGAGACCCUGGCUUCGAUCAAGUCGCGCCAGGUCAAGGAGAACAACUCCCGCUUGGGUGUCGACUGCAUGCUGACUGGCAACAACGACAUGAGAGAGCACUUCGCCAUCGACCCCUUGAUCGGCAAGCGCUCGCAGCUCCUGCUCGCCACCCAGCUUUGCCGCAUGGUUCUUAAGAUCAACAACGUCAUCAUCUCCGGUGACGAUGACCAGGAAUUCUAGAUUUCUUGUAUACAGGAAUGUAAUUUUCUUUUUCUUUGUUCAUUCUGCUGGCUAAAAGAGAGUCCACCACCUUUGGCGUUUACAGUCACAACGGGGCUUGAGAUGAUAAUCCUAUUUACUUUCUACAAUAUAUGUUCCUCUCGGCAGGAGUAAUGAACAAACUAAGGUGGUGCGUGAUGUGGUGUCAGUAUGAUUGUUGGUACAUAGAGAAAAAUCUACGGGAGUCAACAAAGUACAAUAAAUAUCCA
This is a messenger RNA of Aspergillus japonicus CBS 114.51, 1863 nucleotides long. Its product is annotated as chaperonin-containing T-complex subunit CCT5. Gene Ontology annotation, molecular function: ATP hydrolysis activity; ATP binding; ATP-dependent protein folding chaperone. Gene Ontology annotation, cellular component: chaperonin-containing T-complex. Gene Ontology annotation, biological process: protein folding. NCBI's taxonomy places the organism in Eukaryota, Fungi, Ascomycota, Eurotiomycetes, Eurotiales, Aspergillaceae. The transcript has 9 exons. The record is from RefSeq and is a predicted model, not a curated record. The coding region runs from base 5 to 1615 and encodes 536 amino acids.